GCUAAAGAUGGCGAGCAGACCUUCGUCUGCUAAAAAUACAGUAAUUCCACAAUUAAAAGAUUAUGUGUUCACAGAAAAGCUUGGAAGUGGUACAUAUGCGACCGUCUAUAAAGCUUAUAGAAAGACUGGAGUAAGAGAGGUGGUAGCUAUAAAAUGUGUUCUUAAAAGCAGUUUGAAUCGUACAUCUACAGAAAAUCUUUUAACAGAAAUUGAAUUGUUGAAGAAAUUGAAGCAUGAAAAUAUCGUUGAGUUAAAAGAUUUUAGGUGGGAUGAUGUAUACAUUUACCUUAUCAUGGAGUAUUGUAGUGGUGGAGAUCUCAGCCAUUUCAUCAGGAAGAAGAGAGCCUUACCUGAGCAGAUUGUUAAAAGAUUUCUGCAACAGAUAGCACAAGCUAUGAAGUUUUUGUGGGAUAACAAUGUAGCACACAUGGACUUAAAACCUCAAAAUAUUUUACUUACAUCAGUGACACAUCCUAGAUUAAAAAUAGCAGAUUUUGGAUUUGCUAAACAUCUGUAUGAUGGUGAUGAAUUGAGAACUAUGAGAGGCUCGCCGUUAUAUAUGGCACCAGAAAUAAUAUGUUCUGGUAAUUAUGAUGCUCGAGUUGAUCUCUGGUCUAUAGGAGUUAUUUUAUAUGAAUGUUUGUUUGGUAAGGCUCCUUUUGCUUCCAAAAGUUUUAAAGAAUUAGGAGCCAAAAUUUGGGAUGAAAGAUCUGUAGAGUUACCAUAUGGUGUAGAUAUAUCAGAAAAUGCUAGAGAUAUAGUACUAAGAUUACUACAAAGAAAGCCAGAAGAUAGAAUUACAUUUGAAGAAUUUUUUGCUCAUCCUUUCAUAGAUUUAGAACACACACCUAAUUCACAAUCGCUACAAAAUGCUACUAAUCUGGUAACAGAAGCAUGUACAUGUGAUAAAAAUGGUGAAUAUGAUAAAGCUGUUAGAUUAUAUUUUGAUGCCUUACAAUAUUUUGUUGCUGCUAUACAUUAUGAAGAAGAUUCUAAUAGAAAAACUAUAUUACGUAGAAAGGUAAAGGAGUAUAUGGGUAGAGCUGAAGUACUAAAAGAUAUGAUUAAACCUGGUCAUAGCUCAGAAUCUAACAAUUCUAUGGUACCAACUGGUUGUGAUAGUUCUCUUACCAAUACACAUAUCGAUUUAGUUGAAUUAUGUAAGGGUCACAAAGAGUUAGAAGCGGCAAUCAAACUUAUUAAAGCGGCACAACAUGAGGUUGAAAAAGAAGAUUUUGAUAAGGCUUUAAAACAUUAUGAGAUGUCUUUAGGUGUUCUGAUAAAAAUUUUACCAGAAGAACCUCCUGGUAAGAGAAAGGAUAUUUUGAAUAAAGAGGUUCCUAAAUGGUUAAGUGAAGCUGAAGAGAUUAAAUCAUAUCUAUCUGUUAAACAAUUACAUACUAAUGAUACAUCACAAGUAGAAGAAGAUACAUCUUUAAGUUAUUUUAGUAAAGAUCAAUGUGAAAUACAGUGA
Molecule: messenger RNA, 1474 nt
Organism: Lottia gigantea (owl limpet)
Lineage: Eukaryota; Metazoa; Mollusca; Gastropoda; Lottiidae
Exons: 15
Coding region: 8-1474 (488 amino acids)
Biological process (GO): autophagosome organization; autophagy; peptidyl-serine phosphorylation
Cellular component (GO): cytoplasm; autophagosome
Molecular function (GO): protein serine/threonine kinase activity; ATP binding
Source: RefSeq, a predicted model, not a curated record